AUGGAGAUGCUCAUAGCUUUACAAGUCAAUAUUCCAUUUUGUGAUGCCUUGGAGCAAAUGUUGGUGUACGCUAAAUUCAUGAAAGAACUUUUGAACAGUAAAUGCAAAUUGAAAGAUGAUGAAAAUGCAGCACUGGCAGAGGAAUGUAAUGUUAUCAUUCAACACAAACUGCCACCUAAACUAACGGAUCCAGGUAGGUUCACGAUUCCUUUCUCUAUAGGUUCAUUAAAAUUUGGCCAGACACUUUAUGAUUUAGGGACUAGCAUAAAUUUGAUGUUGUUGUCUAUGAUGACAAAAUUAAAUUGUGGAAAGACAAAGCCUACAAAAAUGACUUUAAUCCUGGCUGAUCGAUCUGUCACUUAUCCGUACGGAGUUCUGGAGGAUGUAUUAAUAAAGGCUCAUGAUUUCUUGUUUCCCAUUGAUUUUGUCAUUCUGGAUAUGACGGAAGACGCCGAAACACCAUUAUUUUUGGGGAGACCUUUCCUUGCCACGCAAAGAGCUUUGAUUGAUGUGGAAAUAGGAGAAUUAAUUCUCAGGUUUAAUAAAGAACAUGUAAUAUUCAACAUAUUUGAAGCCAUGAAACAUGCCCAUGAAGAUUACAGUGUUACCAAAUUUAUUUGA
This is a messenger RNA of Lathyrus oleraceus (garden pea), 621 nucleotides long. RefSeq lists its product as uncharacterized. The record is from RefSeq and is a predicted model, not a curated record. Lineage: Eukaryota; Viridiplantae; Streptophyta; Magnoliopsida; Fabales; Fabaceae. The coding region runs from base 1 to 621 and encodes 206 amino acids. The transcript has a single exon.